AUGUCUGAGGCCACAGUCGGCUCUGGCAUACAUGACACAGGCCUUCCAUUCAAUGCAAUCUCGCUGAAUUCGGACCGCCACCUGAAGCGGACCAUCCGGCCAACGCGAGCCAAGCAGCUAGAGUGGGCGAAGCAAAUGGCCGGCACACUGUGUCGAAUGCAUGAUCGCCGCGUUCUGUUUGUCGACGUGGCAUCGAGAAAUAUGCUCAUUCAUCCGAACGGCUCGAUUGUCUUUUGUGACUUUGGAACAUCUCUCAUAUUCCCCCCAGAAACCGAUAUCUGGAUGGCUGAAGAGUUUGGCUUCUCAUUUGCAACGGAUAUUUGCGAGCUAGGUGCAGUUAUAUAUGAAGUGGUUGAGGGUCGACAACUUACUGACUUUGACCGAAUCGCCGAGGAAGGGGGUGGUUGGCCAAGCCGAGAUCGACUCCCUACCACUGACGAUGUCUUCCUGGGUUCGGUCAUCGAGGCAUGCUGGACAAAGGGAAGGUUUCGAACAACCCAUGAGCUCUGUCAGAUGCUUGAAGGGGGAUCUACCGCCGACGAAAUCCGUGAUGAUCAAACAUCGUGA
This is a messenger RNA of Capronia epimyces CBS 606.96, 567 nucleotides long. RefSeq lists its product as uncharacterized. The transcript is spliced from 2 exons. Lineage: Eukaryota; Fungi; Ascomycota; Eurotiomycetes; Chaetothyriales; Herpotrichiellaceae. Bases 1 to 567 code for a protein of 188 amino acids. The record is from RefSeq and is a predicted model, not a curated record.